Molecule: messenger RNA, 819 nt
Organism: Nicotiana tabacum (common tobacco)
Lineage: Eukaryota; Viridiplantae; Streptophyta; Magnoliopsida; Solanales; Solanaceae
Source: RefSeq, a predicted model, not a curated record
AUGAAGGAUCUAGGGGAGCUAAAAUAUUUCCUUGGCAUUGAGUUCUCAAGGUUUGAGAAAGGUAUCCUAAUGUGUCAAAGGAAAUAUGCCCUAGAAUUGGUAUCCGAACUUGUCUUAGCAGGAGGAAAACCAGCCUCUACACAUCUUGAGUUUAAUCAAAAACUCACCUUUGUUAAAUUUGAUCAAAUAGUAAAAGAUAGUGACUCUGAAGAUGUGCAACUUAAAGAGAAAGGAAAUUAUCAAAGGCUAGUUGGGAGGCUUUCGUACCUAAUAAUGACAAGGCCAGAUAUAGCCUUUGUUAUUCAGGUACUCAGCCAGUAUAUGCAUGCACCUAAGACUUUUCACAUGAAAGUUGCUAGAAGAGUCGUGAAAUACAUCAAGUCUACACCUGGACUUGGUUUGUUCAUGCCAACUGGAAGCUGCAAUAAACUAAUAGUCUAUUGUGAUUCGGAUUGGGGAGCUUGUGUUGAGUCUAGGAGGUCAAUCAUAGGGUAUGUGGUUAAAUUUGGAGAUGUAGUGAUUUUCUGGAAGUUAAAGAAACAAGGGACAAUAUCUAGAAGCUCAACUGAGGCAGAGUUCAGAAGCAUGACAACCACAGUAGCUGAAAUUAUGUGGUUGUUUGGACUUUUCAAGGAGUUAUUAGGAGUGGAUAUUGCUCUGCAUGUGCCUCUACACUAUGACAGCAAGGCAGCAAUCCAGAUUGCUGCAUAUUUAUUUUUUCCUAAACGGACUAAACACAUAGAUAUUGACUGUCAUUUUGUAAGAGAAAAACUUGUACAAGGUCUUAUUCAAACUCAGCAUGUUGGUACAACAGAAUAG